Cygnus olor (mute swan) is the source of this 7674-nucleotide messenger RNA. RefSeq names its product TNF receptor associated factor 7 (gene TRAF7). Gene Ontology annotation, cellular component: nucleus; cytoplasm; nucleolus. Lineage: Eukaryota; Metazoa; Chordata; Aves; Anseriformes; Anatidae. The coding region runs from base 4891 to 6903 and encodes 670 amino acids. The transcript is spliced from 21 exons. Gene Ontology annotation, biological process: protein polyubiquitination; Notch signaling pathway; regulation of cell cycle. Gene Ontology annotation, molecular function: zinc ion binding; protein binding; ubiquitin-like ligase-substrate adaptor activity. The record is from RefSeq and is a predicted model, not a curated record.
GCUCACCUGGCAGCUGUGAAGCACGGCAGUGCCCGUCCCUCGCGGUGGGUCUCAGCUCUAUGCAUUGGGCUCUUCUGCUUGUUCUCGGUCAGCAACUGCACACACACACACAGCACAAAAAAAAUCCUUUGUUUGUAAAGAAGCUGACGCGUUUCAGACGGAUCCCUCAAGUGGUCUGGUUGCAGCCAGAGGGCAAACAGGAGCACGGCGUGAAGUGUCAAAGCCUGGGAAGGUGUCUGGGGAGGGCAGGGGAAGGGAACGAUGCGCGUUCUUCUGGCCCGUGUCCUACAGGUCAGGCUAGGUGCUCGUAGUCGUCGUCGGCACGGUGCUCUGUAAAUGCUGGCGCCGAACUCCACGAGCACUUCGGAAAUGAAUGCUAUUUCCACCAGAGGCACUGACCAGGAGGGCUGCAGUGACUGUCCCGGGGCUGCCUCUAGAGCCCUGUUGUUUGAGCUCGCGAAUCUUGCCUCGUUUGUGCUUCGGUCGGAGACCUUCCCUCGCAGGUUGCCCUGGCCCGUGGGAAUCACGAUGGGAAAUGGGGGCAACGCCUUCGAGGCGGAAAGAGCCCGCCCAGAGUGGACCUGGAUGUACCCUGCUGCCUCCCCUGGAAGAGCCCUGCACCUGCACGAGCUGGUGAGGUGGCCGAGGAGGUGGGCAUAGUCCCCGAGCCCACGCAGCCUGCGCUCAGCCCCUGCCGUGCCCUCGGCCUGCCGAGCCGGGCUGUCGGGGCAGCUCGGCUCAUCUGGUGCAAUAACGUUUCCUCGGCGACGUGCCAGCCCUGGAAAGGAAGCGUAACCCUCGCGGUUCUGCCCGCGGCGGCGUGAGAGGAACAGAAACUUGGUGCCUUUCCCCGUGAGCGUCCACCCCGUGAAGUCAGGAAGGUCACGCCGCCCGGCCGGUCCCCAGGCGGCACAGAGCGGCAGCGCGCCGUGCCCACCCUUCCCUCCGGGCCGGCACGCGCCCGCCUCGCUUUCCGGCGGGCGGCCCCGCGAGGUGCGGUCUGCCAGCCCAGCGCCUCCGCGGGGCUGAGCGACCUCAGCCGGAGGCAGCGUCGGUGAACCGAGGGAGGAAGAAGGGAGACCGAAGCAGACGCAGGGCACGUGGCCGAGCUUCGUGGGCCGUCGGUUGCGCAAGACCGGGAUGUUUGCGGGUUUCUCAGCGGUCGCUUUGCAGCGGGGCGUCGCGCCCGGCAGCCGCUCCCCCGGGGCGCUGUUUUCCCUGAGAGCGUCCGGUGCCCAGCUGCCGCCUCCCCCCGGGGCACAGAGCCCAGCGCUGCUGCCGCGCCCGUGGCAGCGAGGUUCCCGCGUCAGGAACCGGCUCCAGAACCGGGACGAGGCAGCUGGCGCGGUCUUUACGGAGGACGCGAGCCCUGCCAUCCCUUCGUCUCGCGCCGCGUCUCCCCUCGAAGCCUUGGCCGUGUCCCUGAGGUUGGUUGUGAGGACCUGCUGGGCGUCGGGAGCGGCCAGGCGAGCGGGUGCUCGGGGCGAUGCCCCGCAGCCGGAGGUGCCGGCAGCAGCCCCGCCGGCACCCUCCUUCAGCCCGGCUGCCCCCGCAGUUCCCCUCCCCGCUCCAAGGCGCGCUGCUGGGCUUGGCGGCAGCGGGGGGCAGCCGGCGGAGAACUGCCUCGCCGCUGACCUUCCUGGCUUCUGCAGUGGGGGGAAAAAAGAGUGCCGCUUUCCCCAGCUGUCCGCAAGCAGCGGUGGCUGGGUCUCUCCUUCCCUGCGUUACUAAAUGAGGAGUUUUAAGGCUUUUCCUCUCGCUGAGUCUCCAAAGCCCGAGCUGAUCGCUGCGGCGCGGAAGUGCUGAAGCCUGGCCCUUCCCUGCCUUGCGUCUGGUGCCUAUCAGCCGCGUGGUUUGGUGGGCAGCGGGUUCCCACAGCUUCCUUUUUUCCAGGGGAGAUUUUUCCCCUCGCUUUUUACGGUCAAAAGCAGCGUGGUUGCCUUUGAAAAACAAACAAACAAACUCCGGGCAAGGAGAGCCUGGGCCACAGCCUCCGCAGCCCGGUUCAGUGUAAAUUGCGGGGUGACCCUGGGCCGGCAAAUGAGCGCGUUCCCAGCGCUCCUGGCCUGCUGCUUCGUGGAGCCGCCGGGUGCUCGGGGGAUUCCUGGAGCCCCGUGGCGUUUGGUCAUCGAGAAAAGGCUUCGCAGACCAGAGGAUCUCGUGACUUCCAGUAAACGUUGGUUAUUCCUUCUAGGUCACAGAGCACACGGCUUUCGUAACAAGGCAGCUGACGUUUCGCUGUGUGGUUGCUGGCACCUCCUCCAGCCACGGCUCUGCUCCGGUCCCGGAGGGCCCAGGCGCCAGGCCAGGGUUCGGGGAUGCAGUAGGGAUUUUUGCUAACGCUGUGGGAAGCUGGUAUCAAUGGCAAGAGCAUCUCUGCUGCUUCCCUUUAGCUUUGCUGUCGGUUGGCGAAAGCCUUUCUCAGCACCUCGUGGCAGAGCGCUCGAGGUGUGGAGGCAGUGUCAGGGAGGCGCCUGCUCUGCUGAAGUGGUUCCUGCGUGCGGUGGUUGCAGAGAUUUGGGCCGAAAUCAGAUAUUCGCCUGGCGGCGGGUGUUCUGCACGCUGGCUGCUAUCCCGCUGGACAUUUUUCCCGUUGCUCGCAUUCCUCGGGCUUCUGGUCAGAGCCGGCACGGAGCAGCUCCCCGCUGCUGGCAGGUAGGUCGCUCAGCCAAGCUGCAGGGCUCGGGACGUGCUUGUGAGCCAGGAGAGGAAAGCCCCCGUGUUCCUGCCCGCCUUCCCUGCCUUGCUUUGGAUUUAUCCAGGCUCUGUUGCAAUCGGAUCCUGCAGCCAUUCCCUGGGCUUUGGGGCAGGGUGCGUGGGCAGCUACUGGGGAGGUAACUCGGAGGUACGACAGGUACUCACCCGUUACGUCUGAAGGCAGCGCAGGCCCUGAAAAUGGGAAGGGGGUGAAGGGUUUGCCUGAGCCCCGAGAGCCCCCAGUCCUCCGUAAGGAUGGGCUUGGCUGCUUUCCAUCUGGGAGCGAUUAUUUGCCUUGAAACUGGGUGGGGAUAUUUGGUAUGCCAGAUAGCCCCAGUGCCUCGCCCGAGGUCACAGGAGGGCGAGAGGCUGAGUGGGGUUCGGAUCUCUUGGGGCCACGGCCUGGCGUUACCAAAAGCUGUGUGCCCUCUGGCCACUGCCGCCCUCCACGGGUGGCCUUCGGGCCUCUGUGCUCUGAGAAGUCCCCAAAAGGAGCACGAGGGUCCCCGGGGCAAGGUCCUGCGUGCUGGAGCCCGGCCUUGGGCUCGGCCGGUCUCCGUGGCGCGGCAGCACAGCCCUGCUUCGCUCCUGCUCUUCUUGGGACCCCUCCAGCAACUGCUGAGCGUCUCCCAGGGGGUCUGGCAUUUGCAGGCAGCCGGGACGGAGCUUCAAAACACGUGGAAAACAUGAUCCAGAUCCCUGGUUUUAAGAUGGUCUUGGGUAUGGUGUAGGGGGGUUGUUUGCUGGGUUGGUUUGGUUUGGGUUUUUGGUUUUGGCCGCGAGCAGGGCGGUGGUGAGGGCACCUCGGGUGUCGCGUUGGCGGCGGUGUUUGAGCCGUGAGUGCAGGCUUUGACAGGGCGGCGUGCAGCCGCCGUGCUCUCCUGCGGGGAGCGAGGAGGCCCCUGUGGGACCCAGUGGUGGGACCCCAGUGGUCUCUUAGCAAGCGCCUGGGGAUUUAGGAGUCGUCGCCCUCGGGUGAGAGAGAACCGACAGCGCCCUUCAGCCUCCCAGUCGCUCGCCCAACAACUUCCCAGGCUUCCUUCGCCGCCGGCGGCUCCUGUCCCGCAGAGAGGGAUUGGGGUUGUGCUUUAGUCAGCUGGUUUUGGCCAGCCUGCUCUCACUGCAGAUGUCUGUCUGUUUAGCCCUUGGACUCCGCUGCUGGCAGGAGAGCGGCGAGAUUUAACCAUACCUUGGGCAGAGGGGAUCUUUUCAUCGGGGUUUUUCCUGAGCAGCUUACUCCUGGAGCGCCUGCGCAGGCUGGGACAGGCUGCAAGUGCGAGCAGUCCCUCCCAGCUGCCAGGACGCCUGGGAGGAGAGCUCUGUGCCAUGCCCAACCUCUCUUCUGUGAUGGAAACUUCUGUCCAGGCCAGAGGCACCUCCGUACGCUGGCAGAGAGGUGCAGCUCCGUCCUGGGGGAGCAGCUCUGGUACCCCGGCUCCCGAGGAGGCUGUUUGAGAGCAUCCUGCCAAACCGACAGCAGCGGGGCUUUGUGCCCUCAGCCAGCAUCAGGUUCCAGCAGAGGUUAAAGAAAGCCAGUCCCAUGUGUUUCCGCAGAGUAUUGUUGUGCAAUACUUGACUUUGCAAAUUUGAACCCAUUUGAAGUCCUGUGUAAACAACUGAGGAAGAGAGGUGAGCCCCUCGGCUGACUUCUGAGGGGAGGAGGUUUCUCGGGUUGGCCGAUGACCCAGGCUUUGCCGGCUGUUUCCGGGCAGAGACCGUGAGUGGGAUCCAGGAUCACAGACGUGUUAAUUGAAUGAGGUUUCCUCCUUACGUAGUGGGAUAAAGGUUUUACGGGUACAGCCUCGCCUCCUUUUCUGCCCCCAACACAUGCACAGCUCCCUCGGCGCGCUGUAGGAUCAGGCUUGUGUCUGGGGCUUUAGCCCAAAUCUGCCCGUCGCGGUGUGCUCUGCUCUGUGCCUGCUGUGUCUGGCGGAGGCAGCUCCCUGUUGGGACCCUGCUGCUGAUCCCUGCUGCGUGCAGGGUGCGGGGCAGCAACAGCUGAGGUGCUUUGACCGAGGCUCAAACCGAGGAGGGAGAGCGGGCCAGAUAUGGAGACCGCGCAGGGCUGCUGUCUGCUGGGACUGGGAAGUCUGGCUGCAAUUGGAGCAGCCGUACACUUCUAAAAGCUGCUAGAUUAUGGGUGUUCCAGUAUGUGGAGCAAACUUCCCAUGACUAACAAGUGCUGGUUGGAUUAUGAGCUCAAACAAGAACGCUCGCUACAAUCGUUUCUCCAGUGGCACAACAAACAUCACUACUUCUGAAAACACUAACGGGACGAGAAUGGAAACAACUUUUGGGCCGGCCUACUCGGCUGUGACAACCAUCACAAAGGCUGACGGGACCAAUACUUUUAAACAGCAUCGCCGGACCCCAUCCUCCUCCAGCACGCUCACCUACUCCCCACGAGAUGAGGACGAUGGCAUGCCUCCGAUCAGCACCCCACGGCGCUCUGACUCCGCUAUCUCCGUCCGUUCGUUGCACUCCGAGUCCAACAUGUCCUUGCGCUCGACGUUCUCGCUCCAUGAGGAAGAGGAGGAGCCAGAGCCACUGGUGUUUGCUGAACAACCGUCCGUGAAGCUGUGCUGCCAGCUGUGCUGUAGUGUGUUUAAGGAUCCAGUCAUCACAACCUGUGGGCACACGUUUUGCAGAAGAUGUGCCUUAACAUCUGAGAAGUGCCCCGUGGACAAUGCCAAACUGACUGUAGUGGUCAACAACAUCGCCGUGGCUGAGCAGAUCGGGGAGCUCUUCAUUCACUGCAAGUACGGCUGCCGGCCUGCAGCCAGCAGCAAGCCCGCCGCCUUCGAGGUGGACCCCCGUGGAUGUCCGUUUACAAUUAAACUGAGUGCCAGGAAAGACCAUGAAAGCAGCUGUGAUUACAGGCCGGUUCGCUGCCCCAACAACCCUAGCUGCCCGCCUCUCCUGAAAAUGAACCUGGAGGCACAUCUGAAAGAGUGCGAGCACAUAAAGUGUCCCCACUCCAAGUACGGGUGUACAUUCAUAGGAAACCAAGACACUUACGAGACCCACUUGGAGACGUGCAAGUUUGAGGGUCUGAAGGAGUUUCUGCAGCAGACAGACGAUCGCUUCCAUGAGAUGCAGGUGGCAAUGGCCCAGAAGGACCAGGAGAUUGCCUUCCUGCGCUCCAUGCUGGGGAAGCUCUCGGAGAAGAUUGACCAGCUGGAGAAGAACCUGGAGCUCAAGUUCGAUGUGCUGGACGAGAACCAGAGCAAGCUGAGCGAGGACCUGAUGGAGUUCCGCAGGGAUGCCUCCAUGCUGAACGAUGAGCUCUCCCACAUUAAUGCUCGACUCAACAUGGGCAUCCUUGGAUCCUAUGACCCUCAGCAGAUCUUCAAGUGCAAGGGGACCUUCGUGGGACACCAGGGCCCUGUCUGGUGUUUGUGUGUUUACUCCAUAGGAGACUUGCUCUUCAGUGGCUCUUCAGACAAAACCAUUAAGGUGUGGGAUACCUGUACCACAUACAAGUGCCAAAAGACCCUGGAGGGUCACGAUGGAAUUGUACUGGCUCUCUGCAUCCAGGGGAACAAGCUGUACAGCGGCUCUGCUGACUGCACCAUUAUCGUCUGGGAUAUUCAAAACCUGCAGAAAGUGAACACGAUCCGAGCACACGACAAUCCUGUUUGCACUUUGGUCUCCUCGCACAACAUGCUGUUCAGCGGCUCCCUCAAAGCCAUCAAGGUCUGGGACAUUGUGGGAACCGAACUCAAGCUGAAGAAGGAACUGACAGGUCUCAAUCACUGGGUGCGAGCGCUGGUGGCUUCUCAAAACUAUCUCUACAGUGGAUCGUACCAAACAAUCAAGAUCUGGGACAUCCGGAACUUGGAGUGUGUGCACGUGCUGCAGACGUCAGGAGGCAGUGUGUACUCCAUCGCUGUGACAAACCACCACAUUGUGUGUGGCACCUACGAGAACCUCAUCCACGUCUGGGACAUAGAGACAAAGGAACAAGUCCGCACGCUGACCGGCCACGUGGGCACGGUUUACGCCCUCGCUGUCAUCUCUACGCCAGAUCAAACCAAAGUCUUCAGUGCAUCGUAUGACCGGUCUCUCAGGGUGUGGAGCAUGGACAACAUGAUCUGCACUCAGACACUGCUGCGGCACCAGGGCAGUGUCACUGCCCUCGCAGUCUCCAGGGGCCGCCUCUUCUCCGGCGCAGUGGACAGCACUGUAAAGGUCUGGACGUGCUAGCGAGAGCGCCGCACUAGUCCUGCACACUGAAAGACCAAAAACUCCCCUCCGUCGGCCUGCUGGGUGACUAACACCACUACGAACGACUGCUGCAGCUCCUCCCCGCACCGACCACUGCCUGCCGCUGCCCAGCAGCCGGUUCCCCUGCCGGCAGCGCUCAGGACCUGCCCGUGGAUGCUCCAGAUGUUCCUUCGGGUCUGCCGGGCAUAGUUGGAAACGCUGAGGAAUGAAUCUGUUGGGGCACCGGGGCCUCCUUCAGGGCAGCGUGCCCUCCUCCACCUGCCUCCCGGAGCUGGGGAGCAGCCUCUGGAGCUCGGGGCUUGCUGCCAGGCUGGGCCUCCACAGCCUGAACACCCCCGUGGGACCCAGCACGGCCCUGGGCAGCGAUGGCACCGAGUGGUUCGGGCGGUCACCGGCGGGAGCCGCGUGCCGGGAGGUCAGUCCCUUUGUAAAUGUAGGACUGAGCGUUAGGCCUCGCCCUGGGUUGGGUCCCUGACCCCUUUCUGUUUCUGGUAUUUAAUUUUACUGCCAAGAUGUCAGGCUGAUCCAUCUGGAAAGAGGUGUUUUCUUGAGUAGCCAGGUACGAUUUUUACGCCACAGCUAGUUCUCAAAUCAAGUAACACAAGCCCAUUGUUCACCACCCUGUAAUAAUGGUCUCCACAUUAAAGAGAAAAAAGCCUCCGUUGCAUUUUUACUCACAUUUUCUACUGUUUUUAAGAUUGUAAUAUAGAUUUGAUUAUUUCUUCAUUGACAAUAAAAGUGGAAAGAGUU